Messenger RNA from Tetrahymena thermophila SB210, 10425 nucleotides. Its product is annotated as transmembrane protein, putative. Gene Ontology annotation, molecular function: protein binding. NCBI's taxonomy places the organism in Eukaryota, Ciliophora, Oligohymenophorea, Hymenostomatida, Tetrahymenidae. The transcript has 15 exons. The record is from RefSeq and is a predicted model, not a curated record.
AUGGUUAAAUUUUUGGUUUUAUUUUGUAUAAUUAGAUUUACUCUUUCUCAAAUAUGUAGUAACUUUUGUUUAUAAUGCAAUAAUCGACAACUAUUAUGUGAGUAAUGUCAAGAAGGUUUUGUUGUUAAUAAUUAAAAUGGGAAGUGCCAAUCUAAUUGCAAAUAUGGCCAAUAUUACUAUUUAGAAACAAACUAAUGCGUUUCUAUUUGCCCUGAUAAAUAUUAUAAUGAUGAUGAUUCAUUCACCUGUAGGUAAUUAUAAAAUUGUCCUUUUUUAUCUGAGCAGGGAUUACAAUUUUUUGAUGAGUUUAGGCUAUCUGUUACACUCUAAGAUCUUGUUGUGACAGCUGGUGUAAGUUAUCUUUAUGAUGAUUUUACCUUAAAAAUUUUUAAUGCAACUAAUGGAAAAUAUCUUGGAUACUUGGAUGGACAUGAUUCUGAAGUUUUAAUGCUGAAUGUAAUUGAAUCCACAUAGCAACUUUUAAGUAUAAGUGAAAAUUAGAUGAUUUGGUGGAAUCUUUACUAUGGAUAAAUGGAUUAUGUGAUUGAAUUUGGUUAAUUAGAUGAAAACCAACAAAUUUCCCCAAAUCAAAUACAAAGUAAUAAAAAUAGUACAUAUAUGUAUAGUUUAGAUAAAGGGAUUUAAAUUUAUUAUGAUGAACAAAUUAUUAUUUUAAUGCUAAAUCCAAAAUAAUUUGGAAUUCUUUAUCAUUAAAAUAUGAGAAAUGACUUAACUUCAACUAAAAAUAUUUAAUAAUUUUAGUAAUAUUUUUAAUUAUUUGAAACUUGUCAUAUAUCAGCAAUAAAGGGUUUUUUUAAAAUCUAAGAUGACAUUAUCUGUAGUUAUUCUAGUUAAUAGAUUAUAACUUGGGAUAUUAAGUAAAAUAAAACGAUUAGUGGAUCUAAGGGUGUUUGCAACUUCGAUAAGUAAAUAAUACAAAGAGUUAUUAAAUUAAACGAACAAUAAAACAUACUAUAAUUCACCAAUGACCCUUAUUUACAAAUUUAUGAUGUUGACUUGAAUCUUUGCAUCUAAGUAGAAUAUGAUCCACCUCCUCUCAAUGAUAAAGACAACAAAUUUAUUAUAGAAGAUAUUUUAGUUUUUGACUAAAUUUAAAAAUUAAUAAUUGUUAGAACUAAAAAAUCAAUAUUCUUCUAUAAAUUGUAGGAAUACAUAGACACCCUUAAUGACAAUAAAAUAUAUUAUACAUUUAUCUAAAUAGGUGAGUAAAACUCUAAUAAUGUGUUUAUAUAAAUAAUUCCAAACUUUAAUUAUGUUUUAGUUUUGCAAUCUUCUGGGCUUUUAAAUUAUUUUCUAGUUACUCAAACUGAUGAUAGCAUAGGAUUAGAUCUUAUAGGAAUUAUCGAUUUUUAAUUUAAUUAAUAAAUGUAUAUUACAGAUAUUCACUUUCAAAAAGAAAGCUUAACCACUAUUUUGAUUGGUAAGGGAAUUAUAUGUGCUAAGUUUAACUCUGCUGAUAAUGAUAAAUUUUUUGAUUAUGAAAUUAUUUCUUCUUUAAAAAACAUUUCUCCAUAACUUAAUGGUCACAGAAGCUAGAUAAAUGGAAUUGUUAUAGAUAGGGUCUUUAAAAAUAGAAUAAUUACUUACAGUUCUGAUGGGUCUUUUAAAAUUUGGUAAAUGCUUGAAGAUAUAUCUCAUAUAGAUGGCUUUACACCUGUAAAUUCUUAAGGGGGGUAUUUAGAAAAAGCCAGUUUGUUAUUUGAUUAAUAUCAUCCUGAAUGUAAUAUUAUUGAAAGUAGUAAGUGUCCUUGGGGAGUUAUAAAUUUAGAAUAAAUAGAAUAAAAUUUAAUUUUAACUUAAUACUCAGAUAAUUUUAUAAUCAUAUGGGAAUAUUAUGAAGACACGAUAUCAUUUAAAUUUAGGUAUAGCUUAGGUGAUGAAUCUAUAAAAUUAAAUAAUUAUUAAUAUAAUAAGGAUUUAAAAUAUUUGCUUAUUUGUAGUGAGUAAUAGCUAGUAAUAUUUGAUACCUAAAACGAUGGUGAAGUUAUUUUUAAAGAGGCAAAUGUUUACCAUCGAGGGUACUUCUUUAAAGGUGAUAUAAGUUAUGAUAAUAACUAUACUUUAGUGUAUCUUAUCAAUUUAGGUGCUAAUUUUUAGUUUAUGGCAUAUUAUUAUGACAUAAAUACAAAAUAAUUCACUCUAUAAAAACAGAAUAUUUUUAGAAAUAAGUACAUUUAUUCUGAAAUAUUUUCAGAUAACGUCAUAAUUUGUGUUACAGCAAACUAUUUGUAUUACUAAUUAAAAAUAAAUCCUGAUCACAUCAGAGUUAGUAUGAGAUUUUCUAUUGCUUAUUUUACCCGUGAUCCUGAAUCAUCAAAAACUUUUCUUUUAAUUAGAAAUGGUAUGGUAGGCAUAGGUGAUGCUCCUAAAUUUAAGUAUUUUAGUAUUACUAGUUCUAGCUUCACACUAAAAUGCACAGCAAUAGCCAAAAAUCCUCUAAUACUAUUUUACUUUUAAAAUAAUGUCUAUUAUCAAGGAUACAAUCAUGUAUUGGGUAUUAACGAAAAAUUUGAAGUAGUUUUUUAUAUGGUUUUAGAUUACACAAUUUCUUCAAUUAAUGUUGACUCUAAUAAUUCUAAACUAUUUAUUGGAUUUUAAAAUGGUAAAAUUUAUCAUGGCAGCUAUGUUAAAUAGCAAAUAAAUACCAGAGACACUAUAGCUAAUUUAAACAUGCCAUUCUAUUCCACCUCUUUGAGAUAACUCUUUUAUAGAGGCACAACAUCAGUACUCAAGAAAGACUUAUUUACAAACUAACUAGUUGAAUUUAAUUAUAGCGGAAAUUAAACAGUUCAUAAGCAGAAAUUAGAGGGAUAUCUAGUUGAUGAAAUAAAUAAUUUCUUAAUUACUUUUUCAAAAGAAACUAGUACUUGCCUCUAUAGAUGGUCUCUUUAGAAUCCUUAAUAAAAUUAAAAAAUUAGUGAUUCAGAUACUAAAGGUAUUUCUAAAAUAUUUUUAGAUUUAAAAGGUGAUAUUCUGAUAGGUUACAGUGAAAAUUGGCAAGAUCCAAAUAACUAUUAGUUUGAUUUUAUUGUUUGGUAAUAUAGCACUCUAAAGAAGCUCUAUAUUAAUUAAAGUCAUAAGCUAUUUUUUGAAGAUUUAAAAAAGGAUGAGCUUCCAGAAAACAUAAGUUAAAUGGAGUAUAUAGUCAGACAAAUAAUUUACAUGCCUAACAAUCAAACAAUAGUUAGUCUUAAUAGUUACUUCAAUGUCUUUGUUUAUUAUUACACCAUAGACUAAUCUGAUUAGAUUACAAUUAAUAAUGUUGUUAAACUUUUUUAUGAUGACUAAAGUAAUUACCUUUAUGCAAAAAUUGUUGAUAAUCUAUCUCAAGCCAUAUAAAUUUAUGACCUUUAAUUUAAGUUGAAAUCAACUAAAGUUGAACACAUUUUCGAAAUCAGAGAUAUUAUUUUUUCAGGUGAUAAAGCUAUUAUCUAUGAUAUUUAAACUAUUCUAAUCUUAGACAGAUAAAAUUUAUAACAAAUUUAAAAAUUUUCUACAGUUAAUCCUAAGGUGACAAGCUUGAUAAUAUCCUCUAAAUUAAAUUUAGCUAUUGUAUGGAAUAAUUUUAUGACAGAUAAUGUUUUAUCUGAUAAAAUUGGUAUUUUUGAAUUAACAACAGGUAAAUCUAUUUAUGAGUUGUAACCUUAAUCAAUUACUGACUAUGGUAAUACUAAUUUGGUAUAUUUAGAGGAAUCAACUUGCUAGCUUUAUUAUACAAGAACUACUGGAAAUAUAUAUUCUUUUAAUGUAUGCGAAUUAUACAAUUCAGGAGUUUAUUCAGCAAAUAUGUAAAAUAUUCUUAACAUAAUCUAUAUACCAGAAUUUAACUAUCUUUCAACAAUAAAUUCAAAUCAGGCUUGCUUAACUAGGGUAGAGUCAUCUAUAAGCUCUAAAUAGAGAUUUUCUUCUCUUUAUUCUUAGAAGAAUAAUAAUUAUUUUAUGAAUAAAGCAAGUGAUAAAAUUUAUUACAUAGAUUUUGAUAGCUCAGUAUGGCAGUUGAAUAACAAAAAUUAUAACUUUGGAUACAUUUCAUAGCUAGAUAAAAUUUAAUUUAGCAAAUAAUACAACAAUUAUUUUUAUGUUAUCACCAAAAACCACCUUUAUUAAUACGAUUUGGAUUUCACAUUAAUUAGAAGUAUUGAAAUACAUCUAAAAAAUAUUUAUUUUUCUGGAGAUUACAUUUUCUUUUAAAAUUAAAACUUUGUACUUUGCAAGUUAAAUAUUAAGGAUUUUUCUCUCGAUUCCACUUUUUAAAUUUCAUUAAGUUAUUAUAUUUAUGACUUUUUCGUUUUAGAAUCUUUCAAUGAAUUUAUUUUUUAUGAUGGAUCAUAAAAGAUAUAUAGAUAUAAUUAUGUCACAAACCAAAAGGUUUAUGAAGAGCCUGUAUUAUAGCCAUUUUAAAAAGGAUAUUUCUUCAGAUAACUCAAUAUGAUUAUUCACAUCUAAAAGAACUCAGAUAUUAUUUUUUAUUAUAAUUUAACAGCUAAUAUGAAAUCUUAAGAUUCAGCAAAUAUAUAUUAAUUUAAAAAUUCUGAUUUUCAAUCAGUUGCCACUUAAAAAUUAUUUUUUGACAAAGAUAAUUUAAACCUAAUUAUAAGUUAUGCAGAUAAUACAAUUAGAGUCUUCAAAUUAUCCUUAGUAGAUAAUUUAAUUUAAUCACUAAACUUAAUUAAAACAAUCCCAUAACCUUCUGUCACAAAUAUUUUAAGAAUAAAGAUAAAAAAUUAAAAUAUAUAGAUGUUUUUACCAUGGUAAGUCAUAGAAUAUGACAGACAAACUUUUAUCUAAAAAAAUAAUUUCAAUAGCAGUUAAGUAUUUUAAAAUUUGUAAGACUACUCUAUCAGUAAAGAUUAUCCUAACUAUGGUAUUAUUUUGUAGUAAGACUCUAUAAGGAUGAUCAAUGUUUAACAGCAAAAAAUUAUUUCUAAAUUUGAUUUAAGCUAUCCAUAGUUAACAAGCUAUUAAAUUUAAGAACAGAUCUAUUAAUUUGAUAUUGAAUUAAAAGGAAUAAGCAAUGGUGUAUUUUUUAAAUACAAUUUUUUAAUUCCUAAAUAAGUUUCAAUAAUAAAUCAAAAUACUUCUUAUAAAGAAUGCUAUUUCUCGCUUAGUAUUUAUUAUCAAAAAGAAAUUGAUAUGUAUAACUCAAAAGUACAGUUUGAUGGAAAAAAAUAAAAUGGUGAUCUUAAGCAAUUAAAUAUCAAAUCAGACACAUUUUAUGAAGAACCCUUGAAAGAAGUUUAAAUUUAAAACUAUAUUUUAGAUAUAACUGAUAGUGGAUUUAUGACCUUUAAUAAAGCAACAAAAAAGGUAACUUUUAAAGAUUUGAAAUUUACAGGUAAUUGCAAAAAUAGUACGCUUAACUUUUAAAAUAUGGAUUAUGUCAUUCUAGAGAAUAUUAUUUUUGAUUCGAUAGAUCUGGAUAAUAAUUCUACUUUAUUGAAGUUGACUAACUUACAGUUUGUUCUUUUAAAAAACAUCACAUUUACAAAUAUAACUUUACAUCAUACAGCAAAAUUAAUUUUACUCAAAAACAUAUUCAGAUUUUUUAUAGCAAAUUUAACAAUCAAUGGCAUGAAUUUAUAUAACCCUGAAAGUACUAGCAUAAUAUAAAUAUCUAACAUAAAAAAUGGUUUUAUAAAGGAUAGUUUUCUAUCAGAUUUAAAAUUAGUUGAACCAAACAAUAAAAAAGGCAUUUAUUUUUUGAUAGAUCUUUAAGGAAAUUCAAUGCUAAGUAUUCAAACACUAACUUAUUAAAAUUCAAGCUAUAUCAGUUUAAUUAAUAGCUAGAAUAGCUAUGAAUAAGAUCAGAAAAUAUAUUUCAGAGUCCUUGAUCAAGUAAGCUUAAGUGAACUAGAUGUUUUCAACAUCAAAAAUUUAAGAUAAUCUUUGAUUUAUGCUACAGGUCAUUAAGUGACACUUCAAAAAUGUAAUUUUUAAAAUAUUGAUUGCUUUGAAUGUGAAGGAGGGAUUGCAAAUUUUCAUUAAAUUAAUAUUCUCUCUAUCUUUAAUUCAAUAUUUGAUUCUGCAAAAGCUAAAAACGGAGGAGCAAUAGCUAUUCUUGAAAGUAGGUUUAACUAAUCAAGCAUUUAAGAUUGCAAUUUUUAUAAUAAUUCUGCUUAAAGUAGUGGUGGAGCCAUUUAUUUAAAAAUGAGCGAUUUGGAAUUUAUCGGAAAUAUAGUGGAAAAUAACACAGCCCUAAUAGGUGGAGGAAUCAGAUAUAUAGGAAUAUAACCUAAAUUUGUUGAAAAAAUAUAAAAAGAUAAAGAAAAUAAAAAAUUAAAUUAAUUUAUUUCUAAUCGAGCUUCACUUCAUAGCUAAGAUUAUGGUUCUUAUUUAUACUCAGCAACUGUGUAAUCUAAUUUAGAUUUGAUUGAAAUACCUAAAAAAAAGUAUUUAGGAGAAGAAAAUUUAGAGAUUAACUAAAUAAAUUAAUAAGAUUUAGUUAUCAAGGAAUAUGAAAUCCAUGAUUUUUAAAGUGGAGGAACAAUAGAUUUAUCCUUUCAAAUAGUUGACGUAGAAAACAAGCCUAUAAAUUUUGAUUUAGAUAAUGUAUAUGAAAAAAAAUACCUUGCAGAAGUGAUAGAUGAGAUUUAGAAAGUUUAAGUAAAAGCAACAGUAGAGAAUAAUGAUAUUAAAAUUUAUGGUUAAUACAUCACUAAUUAUUAAUAGUAUGAUAUGUAAAAUCUUUAGUUUUCAAUCAAAGAAAUGUAAAUCAUUUCUAUGCCAUCAACUUCAAAUUCUAUAUUCUUGGAAGUUCCUGCUAUUAAAAGAGUUAUCAAUUCCAAUCAAAUAUUUUAAAAUGGUCCAUUCUACAUCAAGAUUGUUAUAUACUUCAGAAAAUGUGUGCAAGGAGAGAUUUACACUCCUAGCAGCAAUAUGUAUUUUUGUGGUGAAUGCAAGGUUGGUACUUAUUCGCUUGAAGAACCUAUUAAAGAAAAAUCUGAUUUGCAAAUUUGCAAUAGAUGUCCAGCUGAGGCUGACCAUUGCUUUAGAAAUAAAAUAAAACUUAAAAAUGGAUAUUGGAGGAUUUCAAACUAGACUGACUCAAUUAUAAAAUGCUCAAAUAACCCAUUAAAUUGUGUUGGAGAUGAGGAGAAAGGAUAUUGUAAAAUUGGACAUUAUGGACCUUUAUGCGAAGAGUGUGAUGUAAAUGGUAUUGUUUGGGGGAAAAAAUAUGUAACAGAUGGAAGAUACAACUGUGUAGAUUGUACAGAAUUAUAAAAUGAUUUUAAAUAUUUUUUACCUUCUAUAAUAGUCGGUAUACUGAUGGUUUUUUAUAUGGUUAUAAGUAUAAGGAUAGCAAUAGAUAUAAGUACUCGUAUUAUUGUUGGAUAUUACUUAAGAAAGAUGAAUAUAAUUAGUAUCUCAAAGUCUGCUUUUAUGGAUACAACAAAUAUGAAUAUGAAGGCUAUGAUGAACUAUAUGUAAAUAGCGUUGCUCGUAAAUACUUUUGAUGUGGAAUUGCCUGAAUUUUUUAAAAUCCUUCCAGAGUAUGUAGGUUAACCAAUAAGUAAUUUUUUGUAUACUUUGGACUGCUUUUUAAACGAAAUAGCAAAUGAGGAUUUUCCUGUGGUUUACAUUAGAACAAUUUGGAGUUUGGCAAUGCCUAUUUUAUACAUUUUUGGUAUGGGAAUCAUAUAUUUUUUCUUAAUCUUAUGUAGAUUUACAAAACACAGUAAGCAACAUAUAAUAAGUGGUUUGGUUUUCUUGAUAUUCUUCUUCUAACCGAGCAUGAUUUCUAAUUUGUUAAGGGUAAUGUCUUGCAGAAAAAUAGAUAAUAAGAGAUAUAUCCUAGCAGACGUUACUUAGAGCUGCUAUUCUUAAACUCAUAUUUUAUACAUUUUUUACAUUUGUAUACCUGGAAUAAUUAUGUGGGGUUUAUUGAUACCUUUGUUUAUAUUGAGAAAAUUAUAUUAAAAUAAAAGUAACCUAGAUAAUGCACUAGUAAGAAUACCUUAUGGAUUCUUGUACUAAGAUUACAAAUAAGAUAAAUAUUAUUGGGAAUUUUUGAAGAGUUAUAUGAAAAUUCUAUUUGUUGUUAUUCAUAAUUUUUAUGGUGAUCCAUACAAUAACUAAUUAGUCCUUACUAUGAUAAUUAUGCUCAUAUAUCAAGUUGCAUUAAUAAUUAUGAAGCCUUACUAAAUGAGAUACUUUUAGAAUAUAGAGUAAAGGUCUAUGGGAGUUUUAAUAGUUAUUGUCACUAUGAAUAUAUUCUUAUAUAAUAGGCCUAGUAUUGUUUAGCAGUAAAUAUUUUAUGUAACAGUCUUAGCGAUACAUAAUUUUUAUCAGUUAUUCUUAAUAUGGUGUGUAGUAAAAGCGAAAUACAAAAUUAUUUAUAACUAAAACAAAGAAAAAAUAUAAUUAUUGCUAAAAAAAUACUUUCCUUGGUUUUUGAGGCUGAUAUAAAUGAAAGAAACUAAUUCUAUGAAAGUAUUUAAGAACUGGAAAAGGAUAAGAAAUGAAAUUAUAAUUGCAAAAAAAAAGAAAUAAAAGUUAAUUUAAUAGAAAAAUGUUAAAAUAUAUUUCGAUGAUGAGCUUGAAUAAGAGAGAGAAAAAGUUAAAAAAAUACCAAUAACAAUCUCAUAAUUAUCUAUGAGAGCAGAGUUAUCAUCCCAUAAAAAUUUGCAACAUGAUAACUGUAGCUGUGACAAUUUAGAUAUAAUCUCUUAAAGAUCUUUUAUUAUGAGAGAUCAUAUCAGCAUUAUAUCGCCUUAAAACUAUAACAAAGACUAGCAAAACUCUUUUUUAAUAAAAUCACCAACUUCUUAGAACGAACCAUUGUUCUCUCCAAAAUAUUAAUCGAGUAGAAAAAAUUCACUUUUCAUUGAUUCAAGUGCUAAAAGCAGUUUUAGAAGUUAAUAUGAUGAUAAUAAAACAAAUAACAGAUAGUUUGACAGAUUGUUUGAGGCCCUUAUGCUUCAAAAAAAAAUUUAGUCAUAAAAUGAAACAAUUUAAGGAGAUGAUGAAGAGGAGGAGGAUUUUAAUUAGGUAAGAGAUCCAAGUACUUAUUCAAACUAAAGAUAAUAUUUAAUUUAUAAUAAUCUCUCAAAAGUUCCAACAAUUUUAAUUUAAGCACAGGCUUCAGAAAAUUAGCUUAAAAGCCUUAAAAUAUAGAAUUUUAAUUAAAUCAAUGAGGAAGAAUCUUUGGUAUUAAAUGAUUCACCUUUGCUCUUACCUUAAAAAAAUAUAAAUUCCUUCCAACCAAAAUACUCUAAUUUUUCAUAAAACCAAAAUAUAUUUGAGAAUCAAAAUAAUUUAUUUAACUAAGAAAGAAUGAAAUCAAGCUUAAAAAAUAUGAACAUAAACAAAUAAUAGAAUUAAAAAUUGAGAUUAAAGAAUGAUAACUCAGAAUAAUAUGAAUCAGUAUGUGAAAACGAACCUUAUUCUCCGUUUAAUUUAAAUAAUUUUUUACAAUUUAAGUAAUUAAGUAGUUUGAUGGAUAAAAAUUAAAAAUACUUUGGUAAAGAAGAUUAAAAUAGUUAAGCUCUCAGCUCUUCAGAUAAAAAAAGCUAAUAAAAUUUAAGUAUUUUAAAAAAAAACUAAAUCGAGCAAGUGAUCAACAAUACUGAAAAAUAAAAUUUAGAAAGAUAUUAUUAAGACUAAGAUGAUCAAUUAGAUAACAAGAAAUAAAUUAUUUAACUGAAAAAUUAAAGUUAGCAUAUGAACUCAUUUAGUUAAUUUGACCAAGACCAAAGUUAGUCUAUGGAAUAACAUUAGAAGAAUAUAAAUAGCAUUUAACCAAAAUAAUUUAAUUUUAAUAAAUUAUAAACCUAAGUACUAAGUUAGUCUUUGCAUGUAGAAAAGAAUUAAGAAAUUAUUAUGAACUAAUAAAAUAUUUGCAAAUUAUAAGAUUAGUUAGAAUUAGCAGAAUAAAAUGAACAAGAAGAAUAAGAUUUUAAAAAAGCUUAAACUUAAGUAGAUUAGAAUUUUGAAGAUUAAGCUAUUAAAGAUUUAAAUUAGAUACGUCAAAACGAUGUUGUUGAAAAUUCUAAUAGUUAAAAUAAUAAUUAAAAUACAGAAACAGAUAAAAAUGAGGAAUAAAAAAGCAACAAAUAAGCUUAGCUUGAUAUUUUAUUUGGAGAUAUUGAAGCACAGCCUAAGUCGUUCCUUAACAAAUUAAAAGUUACUAGUGAAUAUUAUAAUAAGGUGGAUUUAGUCAAUCAUGAUUGGAUUAAUUCUAGUAAUUCAAUAAAGACAUUUAAAAAUGAUGAUAGGUUUGAUGUGUACACUCUCAAAAAUAAUCUAGCCUCUAAUGUGAUUGCUAAGAAUAUAUAAACAGAUCCUGACUCAGCAAUUUAAUAAUAAGAUUAUUUUAGCUCUAGGAUAUAAGAAAUAAGCUCAAAUUUUGAUGGAAAUGGAGUAUUAAUAAACAUUUUGUCAAUAGGAUUAAAAAGAUGUAACUGA